AAAGAGAAAAAGUAAGGGUAAAAAAGGAGCAAAAAAUAAAUAAAGGAUGAGAAAAAACUCCCUCAAAGGCAAAAGAAAGAUUGAUUUCAUUAAUCAAUAAGUGCAGGCUUUAUCAUAAAGUCCUUUCUGAGAAGAGAAUUUCACAAGUCCAGGGACUCUCUCUAAAGAACAUGAGUUUUAGGGAGUGCAAUGUAGAAAACAAGAAUCUAUGCCUUCAAACCCCUACUAAUUUCAUAGAGUGGCUCAAACCAUCAAAUUCAAUAUCACCAUCAUCUCCUUCUUCCUUGACUCAGCAUGAAACGAUCCAGUUUUUGCCCUUCAAGGAAGAGCAUGGAGUGCAAAAGGAGGGUUUUGAAGUAAAAGGAGAGAAGGUGGAACAGGUAACUGUGGCUUUGCACAUUGGAUUGCCUAACACAGGAGGCCAUGAUGAGGAUGAUGAGAAGAAGGGUUUUCAAGUUAAGGAAGAAGAACCCUUGAAGAAAAGCUUCCAGGGAUGUUCUUUUAAUCAAGAGAGAAGAUUUUGGAUACCAACUCCUUCACAGAUCCUUGUUGGACCCAUGCAGUUUGCUUGCUCCAUAUGCAGCAAGACCUUCAAUAGAUAUAACAAUAUGCAGAUGCACAUGUGGGGUCACGGGUCCGAAUUCAGGAAAGGACCAGACUCACUUAAAGGAACACAACCAGCUGCAAUGCUGAGGCUACCAUGUUACUGUUGUGCCCAGGGUUGCAAGAACAACAUCAACCAUCCAAGAGCAAAGCCCUUGAAGGACUUCAGAACGCUCCAAACCCACUACAAAAGAAAGCAUGGUGCAAAACCAUUCAUGUGCCGAAAGUGUUCAAAAACCUUUGCAGUUAAAGGGGAUUGGAGGACUCACGAGAAGAACUGUGGAAAGUUGUGGUAUUGCACUUGUGGCUCAGACUUCAAGCACAAAAGAUCCCUUAAAGACCAUAUUAGAUCCUUUGGAAAAGGUCACUCCCCACAUCCUUCUCUUGAAGGAUUCGUCGAGGAUGAGAAGGAGUGUGUUACCGGGUCUGAUGAAGAUGAAGUUGCUCAUGCAUGACAUGAUCAUGCAUGUAACAUAUAUGGUAAUGCUAUAUAUAUAUAUAUAUAUAUAUAUAUA
This is a messenger RNA of Cajanus cajan (pigeon pea), 1118 nucleotides long. RefSeq names its product zinc finger protein WIP3. Gene Ontology annotation, biological process: anatomical structure development; regulation of gene expression. Gene Ontology annotation, cellular component: nucleus. Gene Ontology annotation, molecular function: DNA-binding transcription factor activity. NCBI's taxonomy places the organism in Eukaryota, Viridiplantae, Streptophyta, Magnoliopsida, Fabales, Fabaceae. The record is from RefSeq and is a predicted model, not a curated record.